UAUAUUUAUAUUUGGAAUUGUUUCUUCUCUAAUAAUUCACAUGGCCUUCUCGUGCAAAUCAGCUGUUUGCAGAGAUCGCCAUUCAACUUUCGAGACUACUAAAAAACCUUCAUUAUCGGCAAUUUUCGGCUCCUCCUCCAGUUUUUGCUUAUUGGCUAUUUUUAUUCUUCCUUUUUUAUUGUUUUCUUCCGAAAGUGCGUCAGCAGCGACAAUUUCGCCGAUAACAGGUGAAGAAACGGAAAUGAGGCACCAACAACAAAAUCACCAACGACGGCAACAAAAUAAUGAUGAUGAAGAUGAUGGUCGGGCUGUGGGGACUGGAAGAAAAUGUGAGAUCAAAGUCCAUAUUGUAAAACACGUUAGAGGGGAAUGUGUCCGUCUUUUUGGCGGGAAGCCAGCCUGUCAGUCAGAAGAAUAUGUAGAUCCAGAAAGUGAACAAUGUCGAAAUGAAGAACCUAUAUUUCUUCGAAAAUAAAAAAAAUUUUCUUUUUAAAAAAUUUUUUCUUUUUAUUAAACACUUUAUUUUAUUAUUUUUCCGCCCAUUUUUCUUUCUUUAUUUUUUCUUUGUUUUUACUGACCUCUAUUCUCUAUAUAUUUUUCUUUAAAAAAUUCUUUCCUUUUUUCUUUUAACCUGCAUAAACUUUUUUUUAAAUUUUUUUGAAAAAUUUGAGGUUUUGUU
Molecule: messenger RNA, 679 nt
Organism: Meloidogyne enterolobii
Lineage: Eukaryota; Metazoa; Nematoda; Chromadorea; Rhabditida; Meloidogynidae
Source: the annotation of a GenBank genome assembly